AUUUCAGGGGCGGGCAGGCAAAAUAACAUCCUUCGAAGGGCUAUCGGACUCGUUGCCAUCGGGAAAUGGAUAGCGACGGGGAGGAAGAUGCAGUUGUAGAAAUCGGAAAUAUCCUUGAAGAUGUGGAUGACGAAACCUUGAUGGUGUUAGGUGGCAUCGAUGACAAGUCCGUUUGUACAUUCACAAGAGGUUAUGUGAAAAGACAGGGACUCUACACCUGUCGUACUUGUUUAGAUAUAAACGAAGUGAAAGCUGGAAUUUGUUAUCCUUGUUCCCUGGAGUGUCAUGCUGGCCAUGAUGUUGUCGAGCUAUACACCAAGCGAAAUUUCCGCUGUGACUGUGGCAAUGCUAAAUUUAGAGGGGCGCAUGGAUGCCUACUGUGGGAGGAAAAAGACGACGAAAAUAUUCUCAACCAUUAUGGCGAAAAUUUUUCCAACCGUUACUGCUCUUGUCUGCGUCCCUAUCCUGAUCCAGAUAACGGUAAUGUAGAAAUGAUACAGUGCGGUAUCUGUGAGGACUGGUAUCACUUGGAGCAUCUUAAUAUGGACCCUGAGUUCAAGGUACCUGAAGACUACGAUGAAAUGACAUGCUUCAUGUGUAUCCAAAAGUACACAUUUUUGUUUGUGGAAGCUUAUAACACUGUCGACGCAUUUCGCCAGAAUUGUCAAGUGGUCAUAAACAAUGGACACAUCGACAAUGCUGAGACAAAUUAUGUGCCUGGUUUAAAAAAGUUUAAAAAGUCUGAAUCCGAAGAGACUGCUGAUUCAAAAGACAACGCGAAUUGCCGCCUAUUGACCUGGGCUGACACAAUGGAUUGGCUUACUCCUGAAUUCCGAUACUCAUCUCUUGAGUUUCUAGGUACUGAAUGCAAAAGAAUACCGUCUGUAUUUUGGAAUGGUGGUUGGAGAGAAAGUCUUUGCAGGUGUGAAGAGUGCAAGAAAAUGUAUCAACACUUCAAACUGGAAUUUCUUUUGGACCCAGAGGACACAAUAACUGCCUAUAUGGAGUUAGGAAAACAAAAAGCUAAGUCAAUCGCUGAAGAAGAGAAACGUGCAUUAAAUGAAGUAUUGUCUGAGUGUCCACAUCAAGUGGCUGUGAAUUUUGCAACCGGGUAUGCAAGGCUGAAAAGUGCUUUGGAAGAAUUCCUUACAAAAAAAAGAGAUGAAUGCCAUGUUGUUACAGCGGAAGAAGUGAAUGCAUUUUUUGAAGACUUUCGUAAACGUAAUUCGUUAUAAUUGGGAUACGUAGAGAAGGAAAAUAACACGCAUUUUGUAAACUAAGAUUAUUUUAUGUACGCUUACGCUGUAUUGCAACAACUAGACUAUUUUGGAAAUAACUCCAAUAAUUAAACUGUUGCAUGAAGCAACUAAGCAUUUAAUAAACUAUGUUGCAUUCAUU
Messenger RNA from Trichobilharzia regenti, 1398 nucleotides. NCBI's taxonomy places the organism in Eukaryota, Metazoa, Platyhelminthes, Trematoda, Strigeidida, Schistosomatidae. The record is from the annotation of a GenBank genome assembly.